Molecule: messenger RNA, 420 nt
Organism: Pieris macdunnoughi
Lineage: Eukaryota; Metazoa; Arthropoda; Insecta; Lepidoptera; Pieridae
Source: the annotation of a GenBank genome assembly
AUGAAAGAAGUUAUGAGUACAUUAAAUACAGUUUUGAAGAAGCCGCAAGACGAUUUCGAUCGUUAUGGCAAGAUUCUUGCCAAUAAACUCCGUAAGCUAUCUGAAAUUGAUAGAUUAAAAACGAUGUAUGAAAUAGAUGGGUUGUUUGUUAGACGUGUCAUAAACAAUGUGCGGCCCUCAUCGACAUGUUCUUUGUAUUCUGAACCAACAUUAACAAUUGAAAACCCACGUACGAGUACAUCACAUGCACGGCCUGCAUCGUCAAGUACUUCCUAUUCAGAUUCAGGAGUUCAGAUUCACAUGCCGUAUUCAUACCCAGAUAACAAUAAUAGAAUCCACAUUGUAUCUAAUGAAGUGAGCUCCCCAAUGUCAGUCGAUAUCCUCAGUAGAAACCGCCUCAGGGGCUGCUUCAGAGGCUGA